Xenopus tropicalis (tropical clawed frog) is the source of this 5007-nucleotide messenger RNA. RefSeq names its product cadherin 22 (gene cdh22). Gene Ontology annotation, biological process: cell adhesion; homophilic cell-cell adhesion; cell-cell adhesion. The transcript has 12 exons. Bases 1762 to 4191 code for a protein of 809 amino acids. Gene Ontology annotation, molecular function: calcium ion binding. NCBI's taxonomy places the organism in Eukaryota, Metazoa, Chordata, Amphibia, Anura, Pipidae. The record is from RefSeq and is a predicted model, not a curated record. Gene Ontology annotation, cellular component: membrane; plasma membrane.
CUUUUUUUCCUAUAUUCUUGUGCAUUCCCCAAGUCUCCAGCAGGGGAGAUCAGGAGAGGGGAUAGCAGGCUGGCUCUCUCUGUCUCACACACAUUCCCAGUCCCCCUGCCCAGACACAGCUUGGCUGAUGACUCUGACAGUGGCUAGAGACUGAGCUUUAGGAUGAACUGGGAAGCCGCUGUCUCUGAAUGGAAAAGGGGCAGAGUGGGAGGCUGCUGGGCAUCUCCAGGACUCUGAGCCGCUGUAGAACCCAAGGAAAGGAAGGUCACAAAGCUGGUUCCCUGCGCAACAAGUUGUUCAGCACCACAGACAGCUGCCUUCCACUCAAGCAUACAAGAACGGCACUCGCCAUCCCUGUUCUUACUGUGGGAAGCACUCGCAGCAUGAGAGAUCAACCAGGAAUCCCCUUGCUUUAUCAUGAAACGUCAGCACACAUAAGACAAGCGGAGAACGCACACUGAGAAUUCAGUGGGGCACAGGACAUCAGAGGCUGUGAACUGAAUAUUUUGUCACAUAUCCUAGGAUAAUCCAGUAAUCUGGCAUAAAGCUCAACAGAAGACUCCACAUGACUACUCUGCUCAUUACAUGGUUGUACAAAUUUGUGUUUGCUGUCACAGGCUGGUGCACCAAGUACAUCACACUGCACUGAAGAGUAUCUCUGAUUUUUAAUACCCUUAUAUAGUAUGGUGCCUCCCAGUAGAACUUAAAACAUCCCAGUAUACCACAGCAGUACCACGUGGAGCAUCCCACUAUAGUACUGCUCAUCCCAGUACCAUUUUGAGGUUCCCAUGAUUGUGCAUCUUAUCCUAGUGCCACUCUGUAUAGUACUGCUCACCCCAGUACCAAAUAGUUUAUCCCAGUAUUGUGCAAUAGUAUAGUAUAGUCAGAGCAUUCAAUAUAGUAAAUCCCAGUGCCACUCCGAGCAUCCCAGUAUAGUAUGGCUCAUCCCAGUGCCACUCAGAGCAUCCCACUAUAGAACAGCCUAUCUGAGUACAAUCACAGCAUCUAAUUCUGAGGAGGCAAUUAUCACUUUACUCAGCCUUGGGCAUUGAAGAGCGUUAUCAGUGGCUCGCUGUUAAACUAGGUCAUCCCUCAAUUCUUAGCAUCCAAGUUUAGUUCUGUGUAAUCCAGAGCAUUUGAUUACAUUUCACAGCGUUCCAUCACAUCCCAGUAAUAAUAUGUCAUAUACCAGUACAGCUGUACGUAGUCCACAUUGAACACUACAUAUCAUUAAGUCUUAUUGAGUUCCAAGUACAUGCAAGUAAUAUUUUCUAUUUCUACUGCAAUACACGGUAUCCCUGUUUUGGUGUGUAUAAUCUUGGAAUAGGUUAUGGGCUAUGAGCCUAUGGACUAUGAGUCCACAUCUACAUCAUCUCUACAAAAGUGUAGAAUGGACUUAUAGCACUGAGAUAUACUGACUUGUACAUAACUGUUUUUUUAGGCAUCAUUAUGGGGUGCAAAACAUUACAAGUUGAAGACAUUUGAUACAUCAUUCCAUCAUAGACUUUGGCACCCAGAACGUUUCUCUGUUUAAAGUAAAGCUCUGAGUAUCCUUUACUCCUUCUAUAUAGGUAUGGCCUAGUGCCACUCCCUGCUAUACAACUCAAUAUUUACCAUAUUGUGAUAUAUAUAGAGGUCAGGCAAAGUUGCGUAAGGUGUAGUUGACUUCACUCAAAGCAUGGGUAGCAAAAAUGGCCAAAGGUGAGGGAGUGUCAAACAUGAGCCCCUGUAUUACUAAAACAGCUGGUGCACCCCUUACCCAUGCGUAAUGUGAGGAUCUGGGGAUCCGGUGGACUUGGGAUGGCUGCACGAGGGCUUGUUUGGACCGUGGUGCUGGUUCUCUGCAGCCCGAAGCUCCUAGGAAUGGUUUUCAUGGAUAACAGAUUGUCCCUAGAGAUGUCUGGCCGGGUGAAGCGUGGCUGGGUGUGGAACCAGUUCUUUGUGGUGGAAGAAUAUACAGGGACAGAGCCUCUGUAUGUUGGGAAGAUUCACUCUGACUCCGAUGAAGGGGAUGGCUCCAUUAAGUACACUAUUUCAGGGGAGGGAGCUGGCUCCAUCUUUAUCAUUGAUGAGCUGACAGGAGACAUACAUGCAAUGGAGCGUUUGGACCGGGAGCACAAGACUUUUUAUACCCUACGUGCCCAGGCUAGGGACCGGCACACUGACAGACUCCUUGAACCUGAAUCAGAAUUCAUCAUUAAGGUGCAGGAUAUCAAUGACAGUGAACCGCGCUUCCUACAAGUACCCUACAUUGGCAGUGUUCCAGAGCUGUCACCUGUAGGGACUUCUGUAAUGGUGGUGUCUGCUUGGGAUGCUGAUGACCCAGCAUAUGGGAGCAGUGCCCGGGUGGUUUACAGCGUCCUGGAUGGAGAGAAACAUUUCACAGUGGAUAGUAAAACAGGUGUCAUACGCACAGCAGUGUCAGACCUCGACCGUGAGUCUCAGGAUCGCUAUGACCUUGUAAUCCAGGCUACAGAUAUGGCUGGACAGUUAGGUGGACUGUCAGGGUCAACGACUGUCACAAUUGUGAUUACCGAUGUCAAUGAUAACCCUCCUAGAUUUCCACAGAGUAAGAUUCUAUUGGUGGCUGAGAUUGCUUCCUUGGGGAUGAAACUGUACCAGUUUAGUGUGGCAGAAUCAUCUCCACCAGGCUCAGUGAUUGGCCGAGUUAAAGCAGAAGAUGCAGAUGUUGGUGAAAACACGGAUAUGUUCUAUCAGAUACAGCAGCAAGAGAUGGGAGCCAUGUUUAAAGUUUCCACAGAUUCCAUUACCCAGGAGGCUGUGCUGAGUAUUAUAAAGUCGCUGGAUUUUGAGACUCAGAAGGAACACUCGUUGGUGUUAGAGGCUCAGAAUCGAUUUGUGGAUCCACGCUUCGCAGAUCUAGGGACAUUUAGAGAUCAGGCAAUUAUUAAAGUCACCGUGCUGGAUGUAGACGAGCCCCCUAAAUUUCACCCACUGGAUGGAAUUAUUGAGGUGCAAGAAGAUGCCCACAUUGGGUCUGUAAUUGGAGCGAUCACAGCCAUUGACCCAGACAAAGCUAAUAACCCAAUAAGCUAUACACUGGACAGGAACUCUGAUGAUGGGAUAUUUGAAAUUGAUGUUGAGUCUGGUGAAAUCAGGAUCACUAAACCUUUAGAUCGAGAAACCUCAGGGUGGCACAAUCUGACUGUUCAAGCACAUGAGACAGGAGACCCACUCAAAGUAUCAUUUCUGUCUCUGCGGAUUCGGAUCCUGGAUGUGAAUGAUAACCCCCCAGAGUUAGCUACACCACAUGAAUCAUCUGUGUGCGAGGAUGCUCUGCCAGGCCAGCUCAUUCAGACAAUUAGUGUGGUGGAUCGGGAUGAGCCAAUGGGGGGACAUCGAUUCUACUUCAGACUUGCGCCUGAGUCUACUGCAGAGCAUCACUUCACUCUGCUUAAUGUCAAAGAUAACACAGCCUCAGUGCAUACCCAUCGAAUGCCAUUUGACAGAAGAGAGCAGGACAUGUUCAUCCUUCCUAUCCUGGUGGUUGACAGUGGGACACCUGCUCUGAGCAGUACAGGAACUCUCACCAUUCGAGUAUGUGGCUGUGACAGCUCUGGAACUGUGCAAUCGUGUAACACCACCGCUUAUGUGAUGGCUGGAAGUCUCAGUCCUGGGGCACUCAUUGCUCUGCUUGUGUGUGUCCUGAUUCUUGUGGUACUGAUCCUGCUUAUCUUGGCUUUGAAGAGACAUCAUCAGGGCCACCUGACUUCCGAGGAGGAUGAAGACAUGAGAGACAAUGUGAUCAAGUACAAUGAUGAGGGAGGUGGUGAGCAGGACACUGAGGCAUAUGACAUGUCUGCCCUGCGCAGUUUAUACAACUUUAGUGAUGGAAGUGAGGCUGGGGGAGAUAGUUCCUUGGCCUCGCAGCGUCACCCUCUGCCCCAGUGGUUCCCAGGUGCAGAACUGGACUUCUCACUUUUCAGGGAUUACAUCAGCCGGAAGGUGAGGCUGGCAGAUCAGGAUUCAACUGUGCCUCCAUAUGACUCAUUCCAGACUUAUGCCUUUGAAGGCUCGGGCUCCAGUGCUGCUUCUUUAAGUUCUAUUAGCAGCUGGUCUACAGGCUCACAGCAGGACCUCUCUCAGCUGGGUUCUUGGGGGCCCAGGUUCCGCCAGUUGGCUGCUCUAUACGCUGGACAUCGGGGGCAGGAAGAAAGCCCGGGAUCCUAGCCCCCACAUACCCCCACUUAUCAGGGUAACAAGACUCUAAUGCUUUCAUUACAGGGGAUAACUGCUUCCUAUUUAUUACAUAUCAGUGUACAACACACAAGGAGACCCAACAGAAACUGCUCAGCCUCUCCAUUUAAAGGGCCCUACUACACAGCGUCGGCCCUAGGAAACAUCCCUUUCACUCCAUUACAUGCUACAUAGCUACUUCAUCAUCCACACAUCAUUACCCCAAAUUUCUUGUCAUUAUAUACACGUAAUAUACAGCCACCUCAUUACACAAUGACUACCAAGGCAUUUGUCAUCAUUGCAAACCAGACACUUGUUAUUAUAGGCCUAAAUAUCAUUAGCUAAAGUGCUGCUGCCAUUGCCUUCAUACAGAGUGUUGAUAUGCCACAUACAGUGCUCUAUCAUUAAUUAUGUCACAAACCUGCCAUUAAUAAUUAACAGUAGCCAUCACUGAAUGGUUAUGGUAAUUGCUCCAAUAACAUUACCUAAAACAACACCCAGCUCUUUUUAUCACCCUAGACAGAAUUUUGCCCUGGGGCAUUUCUCAUAUUUCAACCACAGCUGAAUUUAGCAGGGUAACCUCAGAGGAAUGGCUCUCAAUCCAUAGGAGGACAUAUCAGCAGUUUGAGUGGAUUUGUAAAUAGUCUUUCCUAGAACCACUUCUUGGGCCAUUGGAUUCUUCCCCUUCCAGGAUUGCCCAUGCAGUACUAACACAGAGAGUAAAAAUCCCAUAAUGCAAUGCAGCAAAACCCAGAAGCAAUUUCAUUUAUCAUAUUUCUUCAGAAGACAGAAUAAAAGUUUCUUCUUUUA